AUGUCCGAACAGCCCUCUUCUCCUCCUCCUGCUGCAGCUGCUGCUCCUGCUGCUACGGCUCGGUCCGAUCUAGCGCCAGCCGUUGAGUCAGCUCCAGCGCCGCAGCCUGAGUUAGUUCCCGCGGCUGAUCCACAGGAUGGUGAUGAGAGUGAGACCGACUCGGCUGUUGGUGAUGAUGCGGCGAGCUCCACUGCUUCCAUCACCUCUAGCAUCCUUGAGUACCGCACUAUUCAGGGCCGAACGUUUCACAGUGAUAGACAUCCUACCGAGUACUUUACUCCCAACGAUGAGCAGCAGUCCGCGUCCAUUGACAUCAACCAUCACGCUUUGACGCAGCUUCUCAGUGGAAAGCUCUUCCUCGCCCCUAUCAAGGACAACGUGCAGAAAGUGCUUGAUGUGGGAACUGGAACAGGUAUCUGGGCAAUUGACUUUGCAGACGAAUACCCCGAGGCUGAAGUCAUCGGCUCUGACCUCUCACCCAUUCAACCCAACUGGGUCCCCCCCAACGUCAAGUUCGAGAUCGACGACGCCACCCUCCGCUGGACAUGGGACAACAACACCUUUGACUUCAUCCACAUCCGCUAUCUCUUCGGCGCCAUUAAAGACUGGUCUUCUCUCUUCAAGGAAGCUUACCGCUGCUGUGCCCCCGACGGCUGGAUCCAAUCCGCCGAAGCUGAUGUCCACAUCCGCAGUGAUGAUGGAACCACUGAUGAUCUCGACUGCUUGAAGCUCUGGGCGAAGCUUUUCACUGAGGGUGGCGCUGCGCUUGGAAGCCCGUUCUUCGUGCAGGAAGGUGAUCUGCAGGAGAAGGGCAUCCAGGCUGCUGGGUUCACUGACAUCAAGAGCAUUGAGUACAAGUUCCCUAUCGGUGGUUGGCCCCGUGACCCUGAACUCGCUUCGGUCGGUAACUACGUCCGCGCGACUCUCGAGAACGAUCUCGAAGGCUACACCCUCCUACUCUGGAAGACCAUCCUUCAGUGGCCCGAGGACGAGUAUCAAGUCUUCCUCAUGGAGAUGCGCAAGUUCCUCAAGAACAAAAAGGUUCAUGCCUACAUGACUGUUCGCUACGUCUAUGGUCGCAAGGCGGAGGCUUCUUGA
Messenger RNA from Fusarium proliferatum ET1, 1098 nucleotides. RefSeq lists its product as uncharacterized. NCBI's taxonomy places the organism in Eukaryota, Fungi, Ascomycota, Sordariomycetes, Hypocreales, Nectriaceae. Gene Ontology annotation, molecular function: methyltransferase activity. The transcript is spliced from 10 exons. The record is from RefSeq and is a predicted model, not a curated record. The coding region runs from base 1 to 1098 and encodes 365 amino acids.